Messenger RNA from Phytophthora sojae, 792 nucleotides. RefSeq lists its product as hypothetical. The transcript has a single exon. NCBI's taxonomy places the organism in Eukaryota, Oomycota, Peronosporomycetes, Peronosporales, Peronosporaceae. The coding region runs from base 1 to 792 and encodes 263 amino acids. The record is from RefSeq and is a predicted model, not a curated record.
AUGAUGACCGAAAGCAACAACCUCCUGUACCAUCCAAACGACGCUGCGUUUGACCGACUUGAAGAAAUGGAAGGCGGGGCACUAACGCGAUACCCAGUGCUGCGGUCGGUUCCGGUCCCGUCGCCGCGACCGUGGAGCACGCGGGGGGCAAUCGCGUUGCUGCUUGUGUGUGGCGUGGUCUUCGGCGUCAUUGCCGCUGUGUCGAUGGGAGGAACGUCGCCCGAUGAAAGCGACGUCGCGAAUACAGAGAAUCAAGCGAGCACGAACAUUGCAGGAGCGGCGACAACGAACGGUUCUGGCAGUCUCGGGGCCACUAAUAUCGACAGUGGGUCGCUGUGGCACGAUGACUCCAACAGCGAUUCUGCCGCUGAUGAGCUAGUCGAAAGCCCAUCCGAUAGCGCUUCGGAUGAUUCAUCUGCCUCAAGUGCGCUUGACGAUAGCUCAAACUCAGUCGAGGAAUCGGUUGAAGCCUCGAUUGGCAGUAUCGCCUCCUCCACGUUCGAAGACGUCGUGGUCAACCCGUUUGAAGACUCAGCGAGCGACUCGCUGCUCGGCUCCUUUGACGAUUCGGCGUCGGAUGCAGAAAGCGCAUCGGAAGACAAUACGCUGGAUAUCCUGCCCUCGGGAUCUGCUUCUACUGACGCUUCGGUGGGUAGCUGGUUUGUUGAGUCGAAUUCUGCCUCGGAAGGCAUCUCCUGGGAUGACAGUGCUUCGGCCGCUGAUUGGGAUAGCUUCUCGUCAUCAACCAGUGCUUUGUCGUCUCAAUCUGAAGACAGCUCGCUCGGAUUUUAG